GCAGCACUCCCCGAAACGUCACAAGCGUCAAAGUGUCAAAAAGCAAAACGUCAAAAGAGCAACAACAAAGGAAAAAAAAACAUUACAAUCAUAAGCCUAGCGCUCAGAUCGAUAGUGCAUCGAGUGAAAAUGAAAAGCAAUUACACCCGCUGGACGCUUUUCCUUCUGAUGUGAGUUUGUGCCCCGUUUGCUGUGCCCCUUUUGCACCCUGUUUUUUGCCCCUCCUGCACGUGGUAAAAGAAAACCUUGGCCGAACAAACCUUGGCUGUCCUUCGUCGAAGCCGGAGUGGGAGAGAGAGAGAGAGCACCCGUGGGAGAAAAGGAGUUUUUGUGAAAAAAUUGAAAAACGAAAGACAGAGACGAUGGUCUGGUAGAGAUAGGAGGUUGGUGGUCGGAAUCGGUAAACGGUGGCAGACGUAAGCAAUGGAAAGCGAAAAACUGUUGAUGGCCGCCGGUGUGACGGCGGCAGUCGUCGUCGGUGCGUUCGUCUUCUGGGGACCGUCCGGCUCUUCCAAGCUGCGGCAGCGGCGGGGCCAGAUCGCCGGGCUGCACAACUUCGGCAAGACGUGCUUUCUCAACACGCUGCUGCAGGCGUUGGCCGCCUGCCCGCAGUUCAUCGCGUGGCUGCAGCUGCACAACACCAAGGACAAGAAGAGCCUCGUCUCGUCGCUGCAGAACGUGCUGGAGGUGGUAAACGGGACGCAUCCGACGCUGCGGGGCGACCCGUACGCGCCGGGCGCCGUCAUCCGCGCGCUGCACGCCCUCGGCUGGGUCAUCUCGCCCGAGGAGCACGACGCGCACGAGCUGCUGCUGGUGAUGCUCAGCUCGCUCGAGGAGGAGGUGUCAAAGCCGCGCAAGAUCGGCUGCCUGUCCGAUGCGCUCGACGACGUGGUCGGCGGUGGUGGUGGUGGCGGGGGUGACUUGGGCUUCCACGCCAUACCGGCCCGCCCGUCCAGCGCGAUGCUGUCCGACUUUUGCAACGCCGAGUACGACGAGUCGACCAGCCUGAUGCGGUACACCCGGUCGGAGGCGCACACGCCCGAUUCGCCCCACUCGGUGUGCACGGAGAACGAGGAGCAGUCGCAGGAAAGCUCGCUGGUCGAGUUCGGGGCGUCCCCGUCGCACGCGAUCAGUGUCGCGUUUGGCGGUCGCCGCUUUGGCAGCCGGAUGCAGCUGCAGCAGCAGCAGCAGCAACAGACGAUGGUACGGCCGACCCCGAUGGGCCGCGACGAGCAGACGAGCAUGGGCAUGGGGGACGCGGGCGGUAACCAUUUCGCGGGCAAGCGGCACUCCGCCUCGUACCGGUCGCUCGAGCGGCUCAACCGGGGCCCGGGCCGCGUGUCCGUGUGGGGCGACCGGCAGCAGGCCCAGAUACCGCACCCGUUCCGGGGCGGCAUGGGCAGCCAGCUGUGCUGUGGCGGGUGCGGCCACAAGUCCACCGUGCGGUACGACAAGUUCGACAGCAUCACGCUGCCGCUGCCGGAGACGGCCGCGCCCGGGCUCGGCAUCGGCAACCUGCUGUCCGACUUCAUCCAGCCGGAAACGCUCGACGCGGUGCAGUGCGACGCGUGCCACGAGACGACCGCGCACACGAAGACGCUCACGUUCAGCAAGCUGCCCGCCUGCCUGUGCAUCCACAUCGCCCGCACCACGUGGCACGCGAGCGGCCACGUGCACAAGCGGCUGGACAGCGUGCACUUUCCCGAGACGCUCUCGAUGGCGCCGUACAGCUUCGUGCAGCCCGGGCUGAACAGCAACAUCAGCACGCCCUGGGGCUCGACCACCUCGCUCUACUCGGCCGGCCUGAUGGCGAGCGGGCUGGACGCGGUCGGCGGCGGGGCCCAGGCGGGACCGGGGGCGGCCGACGCACCUUCCGGCUCGAUGACGUUCGGGUCGUACACGUUCGGUGCGAUGUUCCCGCGCAACCUGUACCGCCUGCUGGCGGUCAUCGUACAUUCUGGUGAGGCAAACGCCGGUCACUUCGUCACGUAUCGGCGCGGGGCGCUGCGCAACUCCUACAAAUGGUACUACACGUCGGACACGAUCGUGCGGGAAGUUCCUAUCGAGGAGGUGCUGAACAGCUCGGCGUACAUGCUGUUCUACGAUCGCGGCUCGUCCUCCAAAUACCCGUAAGCAGGCAUUUGGCGGGUUACACGGGAAGCAGCCAGCUUGCGGAAGUUUGCGCUUUGCGCAAACGCAACAAUUUCAUGUACAGCACACCCUACAAAAGUUAAGCUGAUAGGCAACACGAACCAUACACACACACACACACACACACACACACACACACACACACACAAGUUAAGCUGUUUUUCUCUGCAGCGGAGAAGGGGUGGGGUGGCAAAGCAAAGCAAAAAAAAGAAAAGAAAAGGAUUUAAACGUAAUUUAGCGCCUUGGAGCGCAUCCUAACAGGUCGGACGGGAGGUCGUUUUUGUAUAGGACGGUGGAGGAACGCUUGCAAACCAAACUGCAACCAUUACCACCUUCACCCCCUCUGUCGAGCUCUAUUUGUUGUUGAUGUCGUUACACUAUAGUAGGCAGAAGAGAGAGAGAGAGAGAGAGAUUCAGAGAGUUAGAGAGCGAGAGAGAGAGGAGCGUGUUAGGAAUCGUGAAUAUUACGCAUACUCAUAAACCAAAUGCAUUUGACAUCGAACGAAAAUAGGGCAACCGAACCGAACCGAAUCGGACUAGCAUUGGAGUUUUCGGUCCUUUUUUCCCUGUCCCGAAGAAAAGUGGGUGGAAGCCCAGAAUUCUUUCCAGAAUACGGUAGCCACUAUCCUACAGUCGUUGUAAGUGUUGAACUAGAUUUAAGGGAAGGAGAUAGCGAGUCGGCAGAGAACAGGGAAAUGAUUUCACCAGUUGGCAUGGUAGCGAUGUAGCAGGGAACGGUUUCUGCUACCUUCAUGCCGCUGCAUGCUGUAGAAGUAGAUUUCUCUCUAGCUUUCUGUGUUUCUGUUUGCGACCAGAUAUCGCUUGUUAAGCCAUUUUGCUUUUGCAAAAAAAAAAAAAAAAUCAAAAACCCCGCUGCUGUCAGUGCGCUUACCUAACUUUCCGUGCUAACUGCACAUUCAAUUGUGACGAGCGAAAAGGUUAGCAAAAUGGUGUUUUGAAUGUGCAGAGCAAAGGCAUUAGCGGACAAACAAACCAAAAA
Anopheles gambiae (African malaria mosquito) is the source of this 3151-nucleotide messenger RNA. RefSeq names its product ubiquitin carboxyl-terminal hydrolase 30 homolog (gene Usp30). Lineage: Eukaryota; Metazoa; Arthropoda; Insecta; Diptera; Culicidae. The record is from RefSeq and is a predicted model, not a curated record. Gene Ontology annotation, molecular function: cysteine-type deubiquitinase activity; cysteine-type endopeptidase activity. Gene Ontology annotation, biological process: protein deubiquitination. Bases 424 to 2133 code for a protein of 569 amino acids. Gene Ontology annotation, cellular component: nucleus; cytosol. The transcript is spliced from 4 exons.